This is a messenger RNA of Sebastes umbrosus (honeycomb rockfish), 590 nucleotides long. RefSeq names its product kisspeptin 2 (gene kiss2). NCBI's taxonomy places the organism in Eukaryota, Metazoa, Chordata, Actinopteri, Perciformes, Sebastidae. The coding region runs from base 93 to 470 and encodes 125 amino acids. The record is from RefSeq and is a predicted model, not a curated record. The transcript is spliced from 2 exons.
UAUAAAACCAGGUCUGAUAGGACUGGACGUGAUAAUACCUGCUGAGUUUAGGUGAACAUAAACAACUUGAGUCUGCACAGAGAGAGAGGAACAUGAGACUCGUGGCUCUGGUUGUGGUGUGCGGGCUGAUAGUUGGUCAGGAUGGAGGGAGCACGGCAGCAGCUCUGCCCGGAUCUGACUCUGCACAGAGGACACCUGCAACAGGAUCGGUCCUGUCUGCGCUCACGAGAAGAACCGCAGGAGAGUUUUUGGCGGAAGACUCCAACCCGUGUUUCUCCCUGAGAGAGAACGAAGACCAGCGGCAGCUUCUGUGCAACGACCGCAGGAGUAAGUUCAACUUCAACCCGUUCGGCCUGCGCUUCGGGAAACGCUACGACGGCUACGUUUACAGGAGAGCCGUUAAAAGAGCCAGGACAAACAAACUCUCACCCCUUUCUCUCUUCUCGCGAGAACUGGAGGUGCCUACUUGAAAACAAAAAAAAAAUGUGUGUGUCGUUCUCUGAGGACUUGUCUCCCAUCGAUCAAAGGUCAACAUGUGAAGUGUCUUUCCAUUUGUGUUUUAAAAAAAGAUAAAAUGUUUCUGUGAAUAA